Molecule: messenger RNA, 864 nt
Organism: Eruca vesicaria subsp. sativa (arugula)
Lineage: Eukaryota; Viridiplantae; Streptophyta; Magnoliopsida; Brassicales; Brassicaceae
Source: the annotation of a GenBank genome assembly
AUGGGAAGUUGUUUGUCGGUCUCCAUGCCAUGUGAUCAAGUUGUGAAUCAAGUCUCUCAAUGUUUAUCGGUCAAUGGAAGUUACAUCUUCAACCUUUCAGAGAAUCUAGCAGCUCUGCAUAAAGAGAUGGAAGUGCUCAAAGCAAAGCGAGAUGAUGUGCAAGCAAGGGUAAGCAGAGAAGAGUUCACAGGACGUCGUCAAAUGCUUGCUCAAGUCCAGGUAUGGCUAAAAAACGUCCUCGACAUUGAGAAUCAAUUUAAUGAUCUACUUAGUAGUAGCACCGUUGAACUCCAAAGGUUGUGUUGUUGUGGAUUAUGCUCCAAGAAUUUGAAAACGAGCUACCGUUAUGGCAAAAGAGUAAUCUGGAUGUUAAAAGGGGUUAAGAGCACCACUUCUAAAGGAGAAUUUGAUGUGGUGACUGAGCAAGUUCAUGUAACUGAGGUUGAAGAAAUACCUAUCCAACCCACAAUUGUUGGCCAUGAAACAUUGCUUGAAACGGUGUGGAACCGUCUCAUGGAAGAUGGAGUUGGGGUUAUGGGUUUGUAUGGUAUGGGUGGAGUUGGCAAAACCACUCUUCUUGCCCAGAUCAACAAUAAGUUUACUAAAGCAAGAGGCAGCUUUGAUGUUGUGAUAUGGGUUGUGGUGUCUAAGAGUUUAGACAUCCUUAAGAUUCAAGAAGAUAUAGCAAAAAAACUAGGGCUUUGGAGUGAGGAGUGGGACCAAAACAAUGAGUAUCGUAGAGCCAUUGGCAUACACAAUGUUCUCAAGAGACUGAAGUUUGUGUUGUUCUUGGAUGAUAUAUGGGCCAAAUGUUCACUACUCGCUCGAGAGAUGUCUGUGGACGCAUGGAGGUUGAUGAACUGA